CGCGUAAGCCGGAGCCAACCAUUCGUCGCUACAGUCGGACCUCGCCUUGUUCAAGCUUCCAAGAUGAGUGCAUCAGAAGGCGGGGCCUCCAUCAAGAGUCUGCCGGCAGAGCUGCUGGCCUUGAUCGUGGAGCAUCUGCAUCAAUCAUCGAUGGACGAGCUCAUCUUUGCACUCGAACUCGAAGAUGCUCGCACGCUAGGCGCUGUCGGGCCACUCCAUGCGGUCACGAUGGUACAUCAGGAGAUGCGCAUACUCACGCAGAGCCAGAAGCUCGGCAUCACAGAGCGCCCGCUCCGCGACAAGGCAGGCUUCCAGCUAGAAAGAGCACUCAGGCAAUGCAGCAUGGAGCCUACCGCUGCUACGUCGACUGCAGAGGAAGCAAAGGGAUCAUCAGAUAGUCAGGAGGGCAACGACGAUUGGGAAGAUGCCUCUGAUCUGACAGACGACUCAAAGAUUGAGCGACGUGUCAUGCCCGCUCACGUCAAGCUCGGCAAGCUUUGCGUCAUCACCUCCGUCUGGCAUCUGGCCCAGACCUGCAAAACUUUUCGCGAGCUCUGCAGACCCUGGCAGUGGAUGCAUCUCGACUUCACGUCCGCUACCAAUCAGGACAUACUCGCGUUCAUCAGUGCCUUGGCGCCCUCGGUCUCGCAGUACACACGAACGCUCCGCAUGGCCAUGACAAGGACCAUGCUCACGCUCAAGGGCGUCGUCGCAGACACCGAGCCUGACACCUUUGAGCCUUUCAGACGAAUGGCACUCGCCAUCGUCUUGUUUCGAUUUUUCGACAAGAUCACCUCCCUCGAUACCGAUCUUCCGCUUGACCGUACCAGCAAGGACAGAUUCACAGAUCAUCUGCCUGAUGCGUCCAACCUGCUCGAGCUGGAGCUCAUAGACGACUGCAACGAAUUGGCACGCCAGGCCGGGGAAGCCUUGCGACCGAGUCUCUCCAUGCUCCGACCUGUCUUCGACCGCUAUAAGCAUAUCAAACGACUCAGACUCGAAGAUUUUGAUGACACUGUCUGCCAACCCGACGGUGUCCACAACAUCUUCGACCACGUACAGUCACUCGAAAGUCUGACGCAUCUUGAACUCAUCAAUGUCCGCCAAGCCCGCUCGCCCGUGCUCGUGCCGCCAUCAAUGACCGACUGGCGCCCCAAGCUGACCCAUCUGACACUUUAUCAGUUCAUGCCGCUCGAUCGAACCGUGCUCGAGGCCCUGCUGAAGCUUUGCCAAGAGACGCUAGAGCAUCUCGAGCUCGACCUCAUCGACGGCCUAGAGGACCUUUCCGGGCCUCAAGGACUAGAUGAUGGGCCCGAGUUUGAUUUUGGCAAGCUUGAAUUCCUCGCGCUUGGCUCUGCAGACGCCGGUGUCCAAUUCAUACAGCGGUUCCGAACUUCGCCUUUGCGCUCCCUCGAGAUCGGCGAGUUAGAGAUGGCAUACAACCAAUUUGAGCCAAUCAUCGAAACACGCUUCUUCCCGCAGCUGGAAGCGCUCUGGGUGCUGUCCGGCACCGGUUUCUCUGACGCCGAGCUGGAAUCGCUCGAGGUGCUCUGCUUGGCGAGAGGAGUCGAUUGCCAGAUCUCGGAGGACGACGAUGACGACGACGAUGGCGAUGGCGAUGACGAAGACGAGGAGGAGGAUGAUCAGGACGAUGAAGAUGAGGACGAAGACGAGGACCAGGACCAGGACUACAUGGGCUACUAUGGUCCGUUCGAUGACGAUGACGAUGGUGAAGACCUGAACGGGUACGAUGCCGUUGACAACGACUUUGACGAAUUGAGCAGCAAUGUCAUCGCAAACAUGCUUGCAAGAGAUACCGGUGCAAGGCAUCCUGCGGCUCACUAUUUGCGAUCCUGGGCAUCGUUAGACGGAGCUGGGUAUGAUUUUACCUAGCAAAGGUACGCAUCCAGGCCUUUUCGAGGAUCUCGCUGAAGCCCUCAAGGUCAUUGGCUUUAGGAACGCGUAUAAUUCCAGCAAAGCUCUCUUCCGAGAUAACAUGUGGCAUAUUUGAGGAAGAUCCCUGCUCAUGACAAUGCCUCGUCAAAGCGGCCGCGGGCGCCAGAUAGCGUAUCUUCAAUGCAAGCUGUUCGCCUCUGCUGAUCAACU
Molecule: messenger RNA, 2106 nt
Organism: Mixia osmundae IAM 14324
Lineage: Eukaryota; Fungi; Basidiomycota; Mixiomycetes; Mixiales; Mixiaceae
Exons: 1
Coding region: 64-1893 (609 amino acids)
Source: RefSeq, a predicted model, not a curated record